This is a messenger RNA of Arabis nemorensis, 1743 nucleotides long. The record is from the annotation of a GenBank genome assembly. Lineage: Eukaryota; Viridiplantae; Streptophyta; Magnoliopsida; Brassicales; Brassicaceae.
AUGGCUCAGGUGGUUGCUACUAGAUCGAUUCAAGGGUCUCUGUUAUGUCCCAACGGUGGAUCUGUGUCUACGAGAUCCGAUAAGUUUUUGAAGCCGGCGAGUUUUGCAGUGAAGGUUCUGGGAAACGAAGUGAAGAGGAGUGGAAGAGUCGCUUUAAGAAGCAGAAGAGUGGUUGAUACUACUGUGAGAUCUGCUCGUGUCGAGACUGAAGUUAUUCCAGUGUCUCCCGAGGAUGUUCCUAAUAGAGAGGCGCAGCUGGAGCGGUUGUUGGAAAUGCAACAGUUUGGUGACACAUCCGUAGGAAUGUGGUCGAAACCGACAGUAAGGAGGAAGACGAAGAUUGUUUGUACUGUUGGUCCUUCUACCAACACACGAGAAAUGAUAUGGAAACUGGCUGAAGCUGGGAUGAAUGUUGCUCGGAUGAACAUGUCUCACGGGGAUCAUGCUUCGCAUAAGAAAGUUAUCGAUUUGGUUAAAGAAUACAAUGCACAAUCUAAAGACAACACCAUUGCUAUCAUGCUCGACACCAAGGGCCCAGAAGUUAGGAGUGGAGAUUUACCUCAACCGAUUAUGUUAAAUACCGGUCAAGAGUUUACUUUUACAAUUGAGAGAGGAGUCAGCACACCAACUUGUGUCAGUGUUAACUAUGAUGAUUUUGUCAAUGACGUGGAAGCGGGUGACAUGCUCCUUGUUGAUGGUGGUAUGAUGUCAUUUAUGGUGAAGUCUAAGACUAAAGACUCUGUCAAAUGUGAAGUUGUUGAUGGUGGAGAACUUAAGUCAAGGAGACACUUGAAUGUCCGAGGAAAAAGUGCAACAUUACCUUCAAUCACUGAGAAGGAUUGGGAGGAUAUUAAAUUUGGAGUGGAGAACAAAGUUGACUUUUAUGCAGUUUCCUUUGUCAAAGAUGCACAAGUGGUACAUGAAUUGAAGAAUUACCUUCAAAGUUGUGGGGCUGAUAUACAUGUGAUUGUUAAAAUUGAAAGUGCAGACUCCAUACCUAACUUGCAUUCCAUUAUCACUGCAUCUGAUGGGGCAAUGGUUGCAAGAGGUGAUCUUGGUGCAGAGCUUCCUAUUGAAGAAGUCCCCAUUCUUCAGGAGAGGAUCAUUAACCUAUGCCGUAGCAUGGGAAAGGCUGUUAUUGUUGCGACUAAUAUGCUUGAGAGUAUGAUAGUUCAUCCAACUCCAACCAGGGCAGAGGUCUCAGACAUUGCUAUUGCUGUUAGAGAAGGUGCUGAUGCAGUAAUGCUUUCAGGAGAAACUGCUCACGGAAAGUUCCCAUUGAAAGCUGCUGGAGUGAUGCACACGGUUGCAUUGCGAACAGAAGCAACCAUUACUACCAGUGGUGAAAUGCCACCUAAUCUUGGCCAAGCCUUCAAAAACCAUAUGAGUGAGAUGUUUGCAUACCAUGCAACCUCGAUGUCAAACACACUUGGAACUUCAACUGUUGUCUUCACAAGAACUGGGUUUAUGGCCAUACUACUAAGUCAUUAUCGUCCUUCCGGCACAAUCUAUGCCUUCACAAAUGAGAAAAGAAUACAGCAAAGAUUAGCCUUGUAUCAAGGUGUAUGCCCCAUAUAUAUGGAGUUCUCAGAUGAUGCAGAAGACACUUUCGCGAAUGCUUUGGCUACACUACUGAAACAAGGAAUGGUGAAGAAAGGAGAGGAAAUAGCGAUUGUACAGAGCGGGUCACAACCAAUCUGGCGAUCCCAAUCGACUCAUAACAUCCAAGUCCGCAAGGUGUAA